UUUACGCGUUUCUAGUAAAGUACAACGUGCCAGUCAGCAUUUUAGAUCAAUUAACAACAACAAAUUUCCAAUGUUUAUAAUAUUUUUUUGCAGAACUUUAGCCGGCGAAGUGAUUUCUGUUGUUAGUUAUGCUGAUGGGGCAAUUGAGCGAAAAAAAACUUUCAAGCCACCUAAGUAGUGCUGUCAUAGUGCUGUUAAAUAUUGCAUGUACAGUAAUAAUAAGGGAAAUUUGUGGUUUAGGUCCCUCAAACAUUUGCUUUAACGCGAAUAUUGCAAUGAGCGGAAAGUGAAUUUUUUCAGAAGUUUAUGUACAGUGGCUCAAAGCCAAAGUGAUGAAAUCAUAUAGAAGUGUACUAAAGAAAACAUUAUGAUAGCUAAUUUCAUUUUCUAAAAAUUAGAAACGGCACUUAACACAUUUAUUUUCUGCUUUAAAAAAAUUAGAUUUUGUAGUUAUUUUAUUUAAUCAAUAACAAAAGCAAUUGUAGUUCAAUUCAAAUGCACCUCACAGCGAAAAUAAUGCAGUAACAAACCCAAAAACACUCUUUUGAUGGACAUAAGCAAAAUUUUAGUUCGAGUAAAACCUUGUGAGAUACUCCUUACUAUCUAUAACUGCUUUCAUACGUUUUGGCUUGAUUUCCAGCGAUUUCUUUUUUUUUAGCUGGGAGCAAUUUGGUUUCAUUCUGUUUGCAAAGCGUUUUUCAAGCGGCUUUAUUUCGAAUCUAUCAAUCAAAACUGACCACAGAUUCUCAAUCGCAUUAAAGUGUAGAGAUAGUGUUGGUGUUUGUACUACUUAUGUGCGGACAGUCUCAAAUAAGCCAAUUUUUCACAACUUAUUUGUGUUUCGGAUCAUUAUACGAGUAUAUUAUAUCAAAUAUUUAAUUUCGCGCCACUUUGUAUUUCAAUAUCAAAAUGCUCAGAAACUCACUCUUGAUCAUAAUAUAUUCUAUCGAUAAAUUCCAUAUUCCCGACUGCAGAAGAUGACAUGCAUCCCCAGACCAUUACAUGUCCUCUACCAUGUUUACGUUGCCGAUUUCUUUUUUAUUCGGUAUACGAAUAUGUUUUAAUAAAUAAUUUUAGCGUUUUUUUUUUUUUUUUUAAUUUUACAAGCUUUAACAUACUGAUUAGAUAAAUCAAUAAAUUAAAAACAUUUUUUUAUUUCGCAAUCAAGAACUUUUAUUAAGCGCUUCCUCAUUGCGUUGCUGCAUUUUUUUUAGUUGUGAGACACUAUAGAUGUAGUUGUUAGCUGUAAUUCCAGUGAAUAUUGAGAUAAAUCCGGAUUUUAUCAGAAAAACCGAUUAUUUUGAAAACUGCUUCGCACUCUCACACCUUGGCCGGGGUGUUCAUAAUUCAUUCGCGCCCUUUUCGGCUUGUCUAAGAACUAUGAACAUCCCGGUGUAGAAUGGGCCAGGAUUAUUAGAAAAGGAAUUCUAUGCGAAAAACUAAUAAAGAAUGAUUUUGGUGUAGAUUGGAGAAAGAGCAAUUUCAAGUAUGGCACUUUUACAGAGGUCUCAUAGCGCGUAACUAAAUACAAGAGCGAUCUUAAAGUUACUAAGACAACUUUUUGUUUACUCUUAGAGGUUCAGGAAUGUUCGAUUGAAAGCUGCGAUAACUACAAAUAAAGAAUUUCAGUUAGUUUAUUACCAGGCACAGACUUCAACCCCCCACCAAAGUUGCCAAGAAGGAAAGUUAAGUAACUAGAAAUGGCCACGAGUUCUUCCCAAACACUUGCUCUUCAGAGAAAUUCCUGGGAGCAGAACCGUUUCAUGGAGAAAUUAAUGACGAAAAUAUUUAACUUCUACGACGAGCAGACUUUGAUCGAUGUGACUUUUAAAGUUUCAAAUCCAACGGCUCUUGUACCCGCGCAUCGUUUGAUACUCGCAGCAGCAAGUCCUUACUUCGAGAACCUUUUUAAUGGCAAUCAAGGCACUAAUCCAGUCAUCGAGAUAAAUGAUAUCGACAGCGAUACUUUUGAGCGUCUAAUAACCUUUUGUUACACCGGACAGGCCCUCAUUACCGUUAACACUGUCGCUGCCAUGCUAAAUGCCGCAAUCGUUUUGAAAUUGGAUGAUGCCAUAACCAGUAGUGUGGACUACCUCAUGACUCAUAUCAAUGAAUACACUUUACAGGGUGCUUAUACGCUGGAGCGUGAAACGCAAUGUGAAGUUCUUAGGCAGAAAAUCAUCGAGUACGAGACACAGAAUUUCAUGGAGAUUAGCCGAAGCGAUGAGUUUUUGAAUUUUGAUGUAGAAAAAUUGCAACGUAUUCUAGUAUCUGACAAUUUGAAUAUAACCCGUGAGGAAGACGCCUACGAUGCCAUACAACGCUGGUACAAUCACGAUGUUCCUGCGCGUCAAGAGCAACUGCCACUUUUAAUAGCUUGUCUUCGUCUUACCCUAUCCAAUGUAAAUUUUCUGAUGACACAAAUUCUGCCGUUACCUGGAUGUGAGCUACUGGCCCUCAGAGCGUUAUCGUGGAUCAGAGAGCCUACAGCACGGCCAAUAAUAAAUAUGCGAUUUACAGAACCACGUGGGAUCAGUACUACAAAUUGUGGUGACAAAACAAUUCUUGCCGUUUGCUCAGAGCUGACUCCCAAGCUGCUGCGAUAUUACAAAACUGAGAAUAAGUGGCAGGAAUAUGAGAGUAUAAAAUUCGAUUACCAAUGUUAUGGAACUAUUUUAAAGGAUGAUAAUUUAUUAUUUAUUGGCGGUUUUAACAUUGGUUGCAUAUCAUAUAACAUCGUCCGUUGCUGGAACAUACGAAAUAAGACAUGGUAUAAUUUGCAAGACAUGGUCCAAGCAAGAAGGAAUCACUGCGUUGUCGAAUUAAAUGGUAAAAUCUACGCGAUUGGUGGUUAUGAUGGUAAAAAUGUUCUGUCGUCGGUGGAAAGAUAUACGAUCUCCGUUGGUUGGAAGUUCGUCAACAGUUUAAUUGUUGGACGAUUUGACGCAGGUGCAGUUACCUUUAAUGGUAAAAUUUUCAUAAUGGGCGGUAAUAAUGGCAGUGGGGAUUUAAAAUCCGUCGAAUGCUACAAUCCGGAUUCGAAUACUUGGACUUCUUGCGCGGAUAUGAAAAUAUGUCACAGUUCACCUGGUGUAACUGCACAUAAAGGUCACAUUUAUGUUUUAAGCCGUAGCGGUGCUGAACGUUACGAUCCUCAGCAAGACACGUGGUCACAGAUUUGCUAUUUGGAAGUUGGCUAUGGUUUGAUGACUUGCGUAUCGCUAGACAAUAAACUAUGGGCCAUUGGUGGCUGGUCUAAAUCUGCUGACAAGCCAUCUGUAUCAGUCCUUGAUGAAGAAAAUUCCUGUUGGGUAGAAAGGUGCUCAUUACCCAGACGUAAUGUGUGUAACUGUUUUGUUGUGCCUGAAUCCAUGCUGUCGUCGAUGUGAAUAAAUUAUUUAAUUAUAGUUCCGUUUUUCGAUUAAACAAAUUCUUUUAAAAUAAAUUAUCUUUUAAAAAUAAUAUGAAACUU
Molecule: messenger RNA, 3472 nt
Organism: Bactrocera dorsalis (oriental fruit fly)
Lineage: Eukaryota; Metazoa; Arthropoda; Insecta; Diptera; Tephritidae
Product: kelch-like protein 5
Exons: 8
Coding region: 1701-3389 (562 amino acids)
Molecular function (GO): protein binding
Source: RefSeq, a predicted model, not a curated record